This is a messenger RNA of Talaromyces proteolyticus, 4556 nucleotides long. RefSeq names its product multidrug resistance-associated protein. Bases 35 to 4441 code for a protein of 1468 amino acids. The transcript has 10 exons. The record is from RefSeq and is a predicted model, not a curated record. Gene Ontology annotation, cellular component: membrane. NCBI's taxonomy places the organism in Eukaryota, Fungi, Ascomycota, Eurotiomycetes, Eurotiales, Trichocomaceae. Gene Ontology annotation, biological process: transmembrane transport. Gene Ontology annotation, molecular function: ABC-type transporter activity; ATP binding; ATP hydrolysis activity.
AAACAAGAGCGGAAAAGAGGUCCACCACAAAAUCAUGCCGUCAGGGUGCUCACUCCAGGCUGACAACAGGUUCGGCCCUGUAAUAGACCGCGGGUGCCGUGGUGGCUUUGAUUUCACGCUAUUGUUUGAACAAGCCAUACUUGGUCUCGUUCCUGCGGUCGCGUUUCUCCUCGUGUGUCCAGUUCGAUUGCAAAUCCUGGUUAAGAGAGAUGUGCGAACGCAGCCUCAUCUAAUGAGAUUGGCAAAGCUAAUAACUGCCGUGGUUUUUGCCGCGAUUCAACUUGCCCUACUCAUUAGCUGGGCAAAGAAAAUUCAGCCAUAUACAAAGCUCUCUGUGGCAUUGAGCGCAAUAAAUUUAGCAGUGGCAAUGGAAAUUGUGAUCCUGUCGUGGGCGGAAGAUGAGCGGUCAGUUAGACCUUCAUCACUUCUCGCCAUCUACCUCCUCUUCACAUUACUUUUCGAUGUUGUACAAACGAGAACUUUGUGGUUAUCCCACGGGAAUAUCCUGAUUCCUAGUCUUUUUACGGUAAGUAUCGCUGUGAAAACAGCGAUGGUGCUUUUUGAGAGCUUGGGAAAGCAGAAACACCUCAUUGGGUCCUAUCAAGAUCUCCCACCAGAGUCGACGAGUGGAAUUGUCAAUCGUUCGUUCAUGUGGUGGCUAAACCGUCUGUUUUUCACGGGUUUUCGAUCCUUGCUUACUGCUGAAGAUCUUGAUCAUCUCGACAAGUCCCUGGAGUCCGCGGGCACGGCGCGGAAGGCAUUGAGAGCCUGGGUCCUACGCCGGCGUCCUGAGCGCCGCUUCGAAUUCCCAUGGCAAAUGGGUCGAGCUUUCAAGGUGCCACUUGCUCUCACAGUACUUCCACGCUUAUGCUUGAUCGGGUUUACCUUCUCACAGCCCUUCUUGAUCACAUCUAUUCUCAACUGGCUUGAUAACUCUCAUAGCGCGAGCAACGACGGCUAUGGUCUCAUCGGCGCCACAGUUCUAAUAUAUUUGGGAAUGGCCAUCUCAACCCUCUUAUAUGACCAGAUGUUGUAUCGCUUUGUGACAAUGUUUCGAGGGGCAGCAUCGUUGAUGAUUUACGACCAUGCCUUACACAUCCCUGAUGGUAUCCUAGAGGAUCGUUCUGCCACAAUUACUUUAAUGACUACGGACAUUGACCGGAUCAUCAACUGUCUAAUCAUUUUGAACGAAUCUUGGGCGCGGACAAUUGAGGUGGGCAUUGGCAUUGCGCUACUUGCGCUUCGUUUAGGGUGGGUUUGCCUGGUGCCACUAGUGAUCGUUCUCAUAUCAAGUGGAGGAAGUAUUUAUAUCUCGAAGCAUAUAGGAGGGCAGCAGAAAGUGUGGGUGGAUGCUGUGCAGCAACGCAUAGCGAUCACCCGUUCAAUGCUGGACCAUAUCCAAACAGUCAAGGGAACUGGGUUAGCUCAAACCUUUAUUCAGCUCGUACAGAGGAAAAGAGCCCAAGAAACCCAUCAAAUGGCCAAUUACCGAUGGAGUAUGGUCUGGAAGAAUAUGAUCCAGAAUCUGCCUUGGGCCUUAGCGCCAGCUUUGACCUUCGUUGUCUACGCUGCUCAAGGAAAGGAACUGAAUGUUACCAAGGCAUUCAGCAGUCUAUCUAUCAUAACCCUUCUGACUAAUCCGGCUUCUAAGCUAUUAAGCGCGAUUCCUUCCAUAGCGGCUGUUACGGGAUCUUUUGAUAGAAUACAGGCAUUUCUUCUGUUGGCAACCCGUCCUCAAGACAUAGGUGAGAACAUUCUUGGCACGAUGGAAGCAGAAUCCGAUGCAUCUCCACGUAUUACCGAAGUGCAAUAUAUGACUUCCAAAGGCUCACCGAACACUGUUGACCUUCAAUCACCCGUUAUCUCCAUGGACCGCCUCAACAUUCGCCCAUCCCCAUCAGCAAUGAUUGUCUUGAGAGAUGUUAGUUUAGAAAUACCCCUCGGAGCGCUAGUCAUGAUCCAAGGGCCAGUUGGAUCAGGCAAAUCGACCCUACUUCGGGCUAUACUUGGUCAAGCGGUCUGUGAGACAGGAUCCACGACAGUGACCAUUCGACAACCGGCCUUCUGUGCACAAACACCGUGGGUUCCAAGUGGCACCAUCCGCGAUGCAAUCUGUGGAGCCUUCUCGGCAGGUUCGGUGAGGGAGGACACAUUUGAUAAGCCGUGGUACGCGGCUGUUCUUUACGCAUGUGCUCUCAAUUCAGACCUGGAGAUGCUUCGCGAUGGAGAUGCCACGCGGAUUGGGCAAGGAUCUGGCCAUCUACUGAGUGGUGGUCAAAUGCAUCGGAUCGCUCUUGCUAGAGCGGUAUACGCUCGCAGGAAGCUUUUGCUUUUAGAUGACGUAUUCAGUGCACUAGACCGGAAAACCAGGACUACUAUCACAACGCGUCUUUUGGGAGUUGACGGACUGCUCAGAAAAGCAAAUUCGACCGUGGUUUUGGUGACACAUGAGAUGGAUCAGCUGUCUCUUGCGGAUCAGAUAUAUGUUCUUUCAGAUGGACGUCUUCGCCAGAAAGAGCCCCGCGAUGGGAAUAUUUACCAAGGAAUGGGGUCUGACGCUGUGGAAAAUGAAGGAUCAAAAGGAUUGCUGGCGCUGGGGGUGGAGGAUAAAGCCGCCAUGUUCUCCAAGGUGAAUGAGAUCGACGAUCUCAGGAGGGCUACAGGGGACUCUGCUGUCUAUACCUACUAUCUGCGCUACGUUGGGUGGACGAACGCCGUGAUAUUUAUUUUCUUCGUAACAAUAAAUGUCUUCUCCAGUACAUACAGUCGCAAGUGGAUUCUUACUUGUGCUACUCCCGAUACCGCUGACAUCAGUUUUCUACUAGAAAUUUGGCUUGAGCGAUGGGCCGAUCGUGGUGGAAGUCAAAAGGCACUUUAUGUCACUGUGUAUUUCCUCCUCGCCACAUGUAACACCAUCGGAAAUGGUGGUUAUGUUUGGGCUACACUCAUUCUGAUCUCGCCCUCAACAGCGCGCCGGCUUCAUUAUGUCGUACUGAAGACCAUCAUGAUGGCAACGCCUCAAUUUAUAGCCACCGUUGACAUUGGGUCAAUACUAAACCGGUUUAGCCAGGAUAUGACCCUGAUAGAAAGCGAUUUACCUAUUGGCAUUUUAAUCACGGUCUCAAAUCUCUUUUCGUCAAUUGCAAAUGCUGCGUUGACUGCAACCGGAUCGAAGUACAUGGCAAUAUCUGUGCCCUUCCUGAUUAUCUCUCUCUUUCUCUUACAGCAUUUCUAUCUGAAAACAUCGCGACAGCUUCGUUUACUGGACCUGGAAAGCAGAAGUCCGUUGUACUCCCAUCUUCUUGACACCGUCGAGGGCCUUGCUACAAUUCAGGCAUUUGGAUGGGAAGCAGAUUUUCGAAUCGCUAAUUCAAAAUUGCUGGAUGCUACCCAGCGCACGUAUUAUAUGCUUAAUUGCAUUCAGCGCUGGCUCACCUUGGUCUUGAACCUCAUCGUUGCUGCCGAAGCAGUCAUUAUCGUCAGCUUAGCAGCGUCUUUAAAACAUACAACGAGUGUCGGAUUGCUUGGAGUAUCGCUCAACAGCAUUCUUGCCUUCAAUGGUAGCCUUUCAUCUCUCAUAUCGGGUUGGGCACAGUUGGAGAUAUCCCUUGGCUCAAUUUUACGCGUCAAAGAUUUUGAACUUACAGUGCCACGUGAAAUUUCAACUGAGCAGGGAGAAGUCCCCAUCGACUGGCCAAGUCAGGGAUCUAUUAAGAUCUCGGACAUGACUGCACAAUACAAUUCUGAAGUAGCAGUACUAAGCAAUGUCUCUCUGAAAUGUUUGCCAGGUCAGAAAAUCGGUAUCUACGGACGUACUGGGAGUGGAAAGAGUUCUUUACUAUCGGCAUUAUUAGGCAUGCUAACCGUGACUCACGGGUCAAUUGUUAUCGACGACAUUGACCUCGCUACUCUCUCCCCUGAUAGAGUCCGCGAAAGACUUGUCACCAUCUCCCAAACACCAUUCAUCAUGGUUGGCUGUACAGUCAGAUUCAAUCUAGAUCCCACCGAAACCCUCCCCGACGUAGACAUUAUCGCGGCUCUCGACCGAGCUGGAAUCUGGGAUGGUGUGCUACUCGAAAGAGGCGGGCUAGAUGCCAAGAUAAACGACACUCUAUUGCUAUCUCGAGGCGAGCAACAACUGCUACAACUUGCUCGUGCAAUGCUGAAAAUACAAGCAAGCAACGCUAGGAUCCUGUUGAUUGAUGAAGGCACCAGCAGCAUCGACAUGAAAACUGACGCUAGUGUGCAAGGCCUUCUGCAACAGGAUCCCUUUCGUACAUGCACAGUCCUUACGGUUGCACAUCGUGUCCACACUCUUUUGAAUUAUGAUCUGAUUGUCGGUCUAGAUCAGGGAAAGGUGGUAGAGAUGGAUAGGCCUACAGUCCUGAGUAAUCGGAAAGAUAGCAUCUUUAGCACCCUUCUCAAUAGUGGAGGAUAUUAGUUCACGGAAUGGAGAUUUACAGAGCGAGGCAGAGCUAUCUAAAGGGCGAUGUAAAUAGUGAUCAUUGAGAAAAUUGUAUAUGGCCACAAGACAUAGAACUUGGGCGUUCUCGCUU